This is a messenger RNA of Pediculus humanus corporis (human body louse), 324 nucleotides long. RefSeq lists its product as uncharacterized. The record is from RefSeq and is a predicted model, not a curated record. Lineage: Eukaryota; Metazoa; Arthropoda; Insecta; Psocodea; Pediculidae. The transcript has a single exon. The coding region runs from base 1 to 324 and encodes 107 amino acids.
AUGAUGAUAAAGUUGACAUUCGUUUUAUCAAUCGGAGUGUUAAUUAUUUCAGUGGUCGAUGUUGUUAAAUUAAAAUCAUCCAAAUUGGACGGUACGGAGGGAGGAAUUAAAAUACUAGAAAAAUGUUCAAAAACGGAAGAAAUCAAUUUGAACGUGGUGGAGGAUAUGUGUUUACCGGAAGAACAACCUCCCCAUCCCCACGACCACCAACAGCGACAGAGACAGGAAGAAACGAGCGAAUUUAAAAUUAAAAAAAAUUUCCAAUCGGAACAUGGUCGGUAUGAAUACAUUUGGAAAGGGUUGAUUUCUUUAAGAAUUUUAUGA